AUGGCGUUAAAAAGUCUCGUGUUGAUCCACCCAGCCAGACGAAUCGCUUCCCCGUUGGCUCUUCGUUUUUCAACUUUUCAUCAAAUCCAGACACAAAAUGUUGCAACAUCUUCAAUUGUUCGAUUUUCUUCUACUACUUCAGCCGAGCCAUUCAAACCGACCUCUGAAGGGGAGAAAAAACGAGAACAACAGCGUUUAAGGCGAGGAUAUGCAAUUGGAGGAUCAGUGCUGGUCGUUUGGUUGUCAACCCAUGCUCUAUUAUUAUGGAAACGAAGAAAUGAGCACCACGAUCUGAACAAAAAGUUGCCGCCGAUGAACUUGGAGGACUUUGUUGUCAAAUAUCUAGCGAAUGGAGAGGUAAAAACUAUCGUCUUUCAACCUUCGUUUAAUGUGGCGAACGUGUACUUAAAUAACGAACUUGAAAACGAGGCUCGUAAAACGGCUUACCAAAUGUUUUCAUUUGCCCCCGAUCGUUUUGCCAGACCACCCGAUGUGAGAUUCACUUAUGAAGGUGACAGGGACUCGCUACAGAAAACUUUAUCUGCUGCACUAAAGGCGUUUUUUCCGUCUGGUGGGGCACCUAACUACGAAUUCGAGAUUGACCAAUUCCCUUCAUAUAGAGAACUCUCGUUCAUCAUCGCGAGCACUGCUUUUGCUUUGGUGGCCGUACUUCUCUCAAAA
This is a messenger RNA of Mesorhabditis belari, 681 nucleotides long. Lineage: Eukaryota; Metazoa; Nematoda; Chromadorea; Rhabditida; Rhabditidae. The record is from the annotation of a GenBank genome assembly.